AUGCCACCAAGUCGCAAAGAGAGGGACGAGAGAAAGAAAGAGGGGCAAGCGGCGUUCGGUGGUGGGCCAGAGGGCCAGAGCGUAACGAACGACAGCACCGGGGGUUCACGGGCCAAGCAAAUCGUUGGAGUUGCAAACGAAGCCGAAAGCGCGAGUCUAAGGUACCGUACCGCACCGCACCGCACCGAACCGAAAAUUUGGUUGAAGAAGAGACCUAGGAGCCGAAAUGCUCCAUGCUCGGGCUCAGGGGGCGCCCGUUACGCCACCAACUCCACCACCAAUCCAGACAGAAUCCUUCGCUCCACCGCAAGCAAACGCAGGUGGGUGCGGCGGCGGAACGGAGAGGACAAUGCAGCCUGUCUUCCGAAGGAAUUACCAGCCAUCUCCUGUGUCAUUCCCCCGUCUGGUUGCAUCUUUUUCUUUAGUUUUUCCUGUGGCGCGACAGAGAGUAGGGCAGUGCAAGUUGUCACUGAAACGGCCAAGGGCUUCCCCCCUUCCCCUGAUGACACGCACACUGAGGUGUACGGACAACAUCAUGAACAUUAUGCACCUUCUGAUUGCGGUCACGAUGAUGGCCGUCGCCGUCGAUUGAAGAGGGGAUUACCAGCCCUUCUGCUAUCGUUCAAGUCGUGGCCCACAGCCCCCAUGUUCGUCAACACAGAGGAAGAGGUCAAUGACCGCUACUCUUUAUUGUCAACAACCUACCUCAUUCAGUUUCGGUCCUGUAUAGAAUUGGCGUCUAACAGCCGACAUGAUUACGAUGAAGCACCUCUCCCGCAUCUAUCUGGAUCAUCCGCAGCGACAAGAGAUCCCACGCUAUCCAUGGCAUAA
Molecule: messenger RNA, 831 nt
Organism: Plenodomus lingam JN3
Lineage: Eukaryota; Fungi; Ascomycota; Dothideomycetes; Pleosporales; Leptosphaeriaceae
Source: RefSeq, a predicted model, not a curated record